UUGGUUUCUUUUCAAGUUGGCGUAGAGCUGGUCGCACCUCGCAACGAUGGAUCUCGUCUUGUUGUUUCUACACGAGAAACCGAUAGAGCUACUGCAGAUGAUUUGGUCGCAUUGGCACAGCAGUUAUCAACUGCUCGUGAGCUAGUUAAGGGCCGAGCCUGUGAUCGGUUAAGAGGUAUUGCGGAACAAAUGGAGCAGCUGCAGAAGGCUGCUCUAAAGGUGUUAGAAGAAGCUAAACGAGAUGAAGAAUUGCACAACGUAGCCUGCAAUAUGCAGAAGCAGCCUGGACGUGUUUAUCACCUCUACCAAAGAAAAGAUGGAUACAGGUAUUUCUCGCUGCUGUGCCCAGAUGAAUGGGGAAAGGAGGAGAAAAGGAAAGAAUACGUAGCUUCAUAUCGCUUGGAGCCUGAUCGUAGUUGGACUCCAACGGCAGAUAUUGUCAAGCGGGAUCUACAAUUUCGUGGUUUGGAUGCACUUCUCAAGCAACCAAUUUUCAAAAUUGAACAGUAUUUGCAUGACGCUUCUAUGGUGGGACAAGAGACGGUGAUACUCGACAAUGGAGGCUACACAAUGAAGAUUGGCACAAGCCGUGAUAUCGAGCCAAGACUGAUCCCGAAUUGUAUAGUCAAGGCCAAGGCGGACCGAAAGCGGGAGUUUGUUGCCGAUGAACAGUCGGAAUGCACGGAUAAAACUGGUCUCUUCUACGUUUUGCCAUUCGAAAGAGGCUACUUA
Molecule: messenger RNA, 732 nt
Organism: Cooperia oncophora
Lineage: Eukaryota; Metazoa; Nematoda; Chromadorea; Rhabditida; Trichostrongylidae
Source: the annotation of a GenBank genome assembly